AUGUCGAAUCCCCCACUAUAAAAUUACUAACAAUAACGGCCUCUAAUGUACAAAGAGAAGUCUCUGAUUAAACACGUGGGUUAAUAUACAUCUCAGUUGGAUAAAUCAGCGCCAAAUCUCUUCAAUAACAAGGAAAUGAUAAGGAAAUCGAUUGAAAAUCUAAAAACAGCCAAAAGAAACCAUAACUAUAAGCAAUUAUACCAGAGUGCCUAUGUUAAUGACAGCAUGAUGAAUACUAAUCCACUAAUUGGUUCAAUUGAUUUUAGCAAUCAAUAGUAGCCUAUUUAUUCAAUGCAAAGUAGUCUAGUUUAUGGCUAAAAGAACAAGGUGACAAGCUAGUUAAAGUAAUCAUUAGUUCAAGAAUCUACUCUACUGGCAAAAGAAAAUUAAGCUUAACUUAGCCAUAGAUCGAACAGAUCCUAAGCAGCACAAAUUAAUUCAAAUAUUACGAAUAAUCUUAACAUCAAUAAUGAUCUAACAAAGUAUUAAGUUUUCUCAUGUGGAGGAGUAGCAGGUUCGGGUAGUAACUAUGCAGGAGAUAUCAUUAAUUCAAGACCUCAAAGUGUUUUUGCUCCAGUAGAGGAUUCUGCUGUGCUAUCUGGAACAUAACACCCAUAUAUAUUUGAGUAGAAUAGAGUGCCCAAUUACUUUGAGAAUACAAACAAAGCUCUCAAACUUUCCUAAAACAUAGAUUCUAUGAAUGCAAGUCUUGAUUUCUCUUAAUACCCAGGCAAGACCGGAAGUAACUAUUAUGCGACUAAUUUCACUCUCAAAAGUAGCGUUUCUAAGAGUAAUAACAGGCUAAGAAGACUAAAUUAGACUGACUUGAAUAAUGCUUCUUUAAAAUUUAUCCCUGUGGCAAGGCAAUCGCUUACAGGUAUUCUUGGUCGAAAUCAGUAAUAAAAUAGCAGUGUAGACCAAAAGCCUAAAGAUACUAGAGGCUAUGACUUAUCUACUUCCUUUGAAAGUUAGCAGCAGUACUUGAAAAAUAGAUAUUAGCAUCCAUCAAAACUGACUUCUCCUUAGGACUUUGAGGAUUUAAGGUAGAGUAAUGAGCGUUAGAUCCCUUACUUUGAAAAAAUCUCUAAAGAAGAUUUGAAUAAGACUGUUAAUAACUUUAAGAUACUCAAGAAUCAACACUCAAAUGAGAUUUAAGAGCCUGCAUUUGGCAAUAGCAGAGCCAAGUCUUUGCAAAAAAUUAAUUUGAUCAAUUAGAAUAUAGUAAUCGUACCUCUGAAACAGAAUAAUAAUAGAUAAAGAGUCAUCUCUGACUUUUGGGAGAGGGAAAGGUCGCCUCAUCACUCACAAGAAUUCAGGCAAAAAGUUAAAUAGUUUCCAAACUUAUUUGCUAAGACUAAGUCAGAGUUUUCAAAGCUAUCUAAUGCUAUUCCCACAUCAAAUCUUAUCAUUAGGUCUAAUUAUAUGCGCAAUGGGAUAUUUAAGUGA
This is a messenger RNA of Stylonychia lemnae, 1446 nucleotides long. NCBI's taxonomy places the organism in Eukaryota, Ciliophora, Spirotrichea, Sporadotrichida, Oxytrichidae. The record is from the annotation of a GenBank genome assembly.